Molecule: messenger RNA, 931 nt
Organism: Cercospora beticola
Lineage: Eukaryota; Fungi; Ascomycota; Dothideomycetes; Mycosphaerellales; Mycosphaerellaceae
Source: RefSeq, a predicted model, not a curated record
CAUGAAAGCUCGGGUAGGACAAUGUCCUCCUAUACAACGGGCGUGGAUCCGCAUAUCCCAAAUGCUCCAGCACUCUCAAUAUUAACAGAAGCGCUGGGUACAUUCCAAAGCGUCGCACCUGACUCAACAUCCGCUUUGUUCUCUUUGUCCUCCACAUACGUCAGCUGGUCUGCACGGCCUACAGACUCUGAAACAAAUACCCCGGCCAUUCCACCUUCGUACAACGAUCCGAAGACCCCAGACACCAUGAACUCCAUCACAUCCGAUGCACCAACUGCCACGCCUAUUAAUGGCGGUGUCUUGCCAUACUUGGCCACGAUCGGCACCGUUAUCGUCCUCACUGGCGAGAGCUAUACAUUGACAGCUGCUAUCCCAUCUACGGAUACAGAUGCUCUCGCCAUCAUAGGCGCGACAUUGUCACCCGGCGGCCCAGCUGCAUCGCUUGGCGACUAUGUUUUCUCGCUUGGGACAGACGGAGUGCAAUUCAUUUCAGGCAGUGCAACGGACACAUUACGAACGAGCACCUACGGCAGCGGACAAACUACGCUAGAAGAAUCGAGUUCGUCCACACGCACCACCCCAGUCGUGACAAUGCGCAGUAGCACAACGGAGUCAAGUGCCACGGAAACACCUGAAUCGACGAUUGCGUCCUCGACGACAAGUGCACCCGCGACCACAAGCACUGAGGCUUCUGCUGGACAGAAGCACGCAGUCAUGUGGAGUGUUGGUGCCAUGGGACUGUUGCUCGCAGCAAUUUAUGCGCUGUAGUGCGUGGAAAGAGAUGAAAUACAGCAGAUACACCUUGACGGCCUUCCUUUGUAAAUAUAAGACGGCAGAAGAAAGAAAGCAUGGCGACAGCAAUCAUUAGACAGAAACUCAAGAUACCAGUAAUACCUAUCAAAUCUACGUACUUCUUUGAAAAGCUAUGCGG